GUUCAGUCUCGUCGUCAGUACCGCGUUAGUUGGUUCGUGGGGCUUACGUUCACAAGUCGCAGACGACGAGCAGUCCGUGUGCGUGUGCUUUAAGCAUUUUAUCUGAACCGCUCUGUUCGUGUGCAGCGUACAGUGCAAAGCCGAGCAGGUGACAACCAUUUUUACCCAAAGCAAUCUACAUCUUCCGAAAUCGAGAGGAAUCGAAGCUCAAAACAGGAUACAGUGCGUGCUCCUCACCCUGUUGCUUUUGUUGCCAACAAACCUGUGCGGAAUGCGUCAAAUUAGGCUGCGUAUGUGACGGAGCAACACGAUUUUAGCCCAAUUUCGGAUCAGUGCUCUGUUUGCUGGUAAAUUAGCGCUUUGCAGACAAUAAAAAAAAAUCGGACGCUUAAGAGAGCGAACAAACGAUCAACUCGGCGGUGUAAACGGUUGGCGCUUCGUACUGAUCCACCACACACAGUGUGUAUCCUGCACGAGGAUCUAUUUUCAGCCAGCUCGGGACAAUUUUAAAGGUGGUUGUGUUUGUUUCCCGUUGUGUUUAGACUGCUUUUUUUCUUGUUGGCAUACGGUUGUUGUGUCACACUCGGUUUUCUCGGUGGGUGCGUCAGUGUCAAUGUCGGUGGCGUACCGUACGAGGACUAUUUCUUGUCGCUUGACCAACGCCACCAAAGCUAGCUUCCGAACGGUACCAGUCACGCUUCGAACGUGACACAGCCUGUGAGCGCAUUUCAAGCAGCAGAUUGUUUAAAUCAAAUAUUUAUUCCUUUAAGCCGAGGGGAAAGAGCAAAGAAGCGAACGCAAAAGAAAAAAUAACACGAGCAAACCGCAGCAGCGCAUCCGGAUCCAUCUAACCAGGCGUCUAAUAUUUUUAUGGGGAAAAAAUACAAGCAAAAAAGUAAUUUUAAACAUCCGCAACGGAAGCGUAAAGUCGUGCAGUGAAGUGUAUCGAAUAUUUUACCGCGUGUGCGAGUGGUGGUGAUAGCAAUUUUACUACAAAGUACCAACAGUAGCGAGAGCAGCAGCGGGCAGUUUUAGCUUUAAAUUAGUAGCUUAACUUUGCUUUGACACUAGACGACCGCCAAAAUUGUUGAGGAGCCUCCAAGCGUGCACACUCUCUCGACGCAUUGUAUCACCGGAGUAGCUGAGGCGCAACCAAGAAGCCAACCAGCCCUGCACGAUGACGGUUGAUAAAGGCCACACCAAUACCGCGUUCGUCGGUGACGAGGCAAUCAAUGGCAAGAAACCACCCCAGGCGAAGACAAUCGAUCCCAACAUGUACACGUUGGAGAUCCAGGAGAAGAAACCCGGACUAGAGACGGAGUACGAUCCGUACCAGCAUCGACACGUGGAGCAUCCGACGACAAACAAUGAGACGCUGAUUCAUCUGCUGAAGGGUUCCCUCGGUACGGGCAUCCUUGCCAUGCCGAACGCCUUCCAUCAUGCCGGCUGGACAGUUGGUGUGGUCGGUACGUUGCUGAUCGGGUUACUCUGUACCUACUGCAUACACCUGCUGAUUAAAGCGGAGCACGAGCUGUGCAAGCGGAAACGAGUGCCGAGCCUGAACUAUCCGGCCGUUACGCAGACUGCACUGCUCGAAGGACCGGAAGCGCUUAAACCAUUAUCCAAAGUUAUAAUUCAUAUAGUAAACGUGUUUCUGCUCAUCUACCAGCUCGGUACUUGCUGCGUGUACGUUGUGUUUGUGUCGUCUAACAUUAAGGCCAUUGCUGACUACUACACCGAGACAGAUACCGAUGUGCGGCUGUACAUGCUGAUCAUUCUUCUGCCACUCAUCCUGAUCAACUGGGUUAGGAAUCUGAAAUUCUUGGCACCAUUCUCGACGGUAGCUAAUUUUGUCACGCUCGUCUCGUUCGGCAUCAUCCUGUACUACAUCUUCCGCGAGCCCAUCUCGUUCGAGAAUCGCGACAAAGUCGGCACAAUGAGCGGUUUCGCGCUCUUCUUCGGCACAGUGCUAUUCGCUUUGGAAGCAAUCGGUGUGAUCCUGCCAUUGGAGAAUGAGAUGAAAACUCCGAAAAAGUUCGGUGGUAGUUUCGGUGUGCUGAACAAAGCUAUGAUCCUGAUCGUCACACUGUACAUUGGAAUGGGCUUUUUCGGAUAUCUGAACUACGGUUCAGCUAUAAAGGGAUCGAUAACGUUGAAUCUGCCUGAGGAAGAAAUCUUGGCCCAGUGCGUUAAGGGAAUGUUAGCCUUUGCCAUCUACAUCACCCACGGGCUGGCGUGUUACGUAGCGAUAGAUAUCACCUGGAACGACUACUUGAAGAAGAAUUUGGGUGAUUCUCCACGAAGCACCUUUUAUGAGUACAUCGCACGAACGGUGCUAGUGUUAAUCACAUUCCUGCUGGCAGUGGCCAUUCCCAAUCUGGAACUCUUCAUUUCGCUGUUCGGAGCACUGUGCCUUUCGGCCCUGGGCAUUGCAUUCCCUGCAUUGAUACAAACCUGCACGUACUGGCACCAUCGGCAGGGUAUGGCAAAGGUGUGGAUGGUUGCGAAGAACAGCGUUAUUGGCGUGGUAGCCAUGCUGGGGCUGGUGAUCGGUACCUCGACCAGCAUGAUCGAAAUCAUUCACACCUUCGGACAUGACGAUUGAGGCUUGUGCGGCUGUGUGCGCUAGCAAUAAACAAGCAGCGAAAAUCAACAUCCGCAACCAACAUGAAGUAUUGAUUCGCCAUCUUUUCACUCCAUCAUUACAAAUAAGUAUUACUCGACACGUAAACAGCGCACCUGGCGACAGAGAGAAAGUGCACUUUUGAGGGCAGGACUGUGAGGGGUGUGUUAUGUGAAUGUGUGGGAGAGAGAAAGAGACAGGGUGGAACAUUUGGAACAGAAAGAAGAUAAUUGUUAGAGCCAUAACCAUUCCUAUGCAAAAUGCGUCGAGAAGUCAAAGCGUUAGCUGUAGCUGUCGAACUACUACCGAGCUGCUCCUGAUCUCCUGAUCAUGAUGUGACGGGCGAUGGUUUUCCGGUCUGCCGGUCCAUUUGCCGUCAGCUGUUCAAUCAUUUCUGUCAUAUGUGCUUUUAUUUUAAGGUGUUCUUGCACAUUCAUUCAAUGUUCCCUAUGAUCGCAACGAUCGCAACUGUGAAGCGGUGGUGUAUGCGCAUGAAGCCCACCAGGACGAACAUAUCUAUCUUGUAAGACUAGCUAAGCUAAGCGAAAUGAUCAAACGGAAAAUUGAAAAGUUGUGUACAUAGCGUAAGUGAAGUUGCAAUAAACUAGUAU
Messenger RNA from Anopheles moucheti, 3234 nucleotides. RefSeq names its product proton-coupled amino acid transporter-like protein CG1139. The record is from RefSeq and is a predicted model, not a curated record. NCBI's taxonomy places the organism in Eukaryota, Metazoa, Arthropoda, Insecta, Diptera, Culicidae. Gene Ontology annotation, molecular function: amino acid transmembrane transporter activity. Gene Ontology annotation, cellular component: vacuolar membrane. The transcript has 8 exons. The coding region runs from base 1178 to 2605 and encodes 475 amino acids. Gene Ontology annotation, biological process: amino acid transmembrane transport.